Messenger RNA from Sclerotinia sclerotiorum 1980 UF-70, 567 nucleotides. RefSeq lists its product as hypothetical. The coding region runs from base 1 to 567 and encodes 188 amino acids. Gene Ontology annotation, molecular function: DNA binding. Gene Ontology annotation, cellular component: nucleus. The transcript has a single exon. Lineage: Eukaryota; Fungi; Ascomycota; Leotiomycetes; Helotiales; Sclerotiniaceae. The record is from RefSeq and is a predicted model, not a curated record.
AUGGGUAUAAUAUGUCCCGGGAUGGUUGUAACUAGUGCUGAACGAAAUGGCAGAAGCAAGGCAAUACAAUCAGGCAAUCGAGAGUGGGCUAUGGCAAUUAUAUGUGGUAAUAAAGAGAGUGAAACUAUACCUUCAUUUUUAGUAGUUCAAGAACAAGUUCAUCUUUCCAAUUGGUAUACCGAAACCGAUUUUCCUGCGGAUUGGGCUAUUAAACCUACUUCCAAUGGAUGGACGAAUAAUGAGACAGAUCUAGAAUGGUUAAAGCAUUUCGAUAAACAUACUAUUCGUCAAAGGAAGGGCAAAUAUCGAAUGCUAGUAUUGGAUGGGUAUGAAAGCCACGAAUCAAUACCUUUUCAAUCAUAUUGCAAAUCAAAUGAUAUUAUAUACCUCAAAUUACCACCACAUUCAAGUCAUUUAACUCAACCACUUGAUAUUGGCUGUUUUAGCAAUCUGAAACGUUCAUAUAAUGAUCAAAUUAAUGAAUUUAUGUUGACCUCCUGGGAUCUUGGCAGCAUAUGCAUAUAUAGUACAUAUGCAUAUAAGGAGCAAACAAAACUCAACUUUUAA